This is a messenger RNA of Apiotrichum porosum, 5058 nucleotides long. RefSeq lists its product as uncharacterized. The record is from RefSeq and is a predicted model, not a curated record. The transcript has 9 exons. Bases 1 to 5058 code for a protein of 1685 amino acids. NCBI's taxonomy places the organism in Eukaryota, Fungi, Basidiomycota, Tremellomycetes, Trichosporonales, Trichosporonaceae.
AUGUCUACUGAAAUCAUAAUCCUCCACCUGCGCGUAACCCCUCGCAACAACCACCACUUCAACCAACCGCGCCAUCGCCCAACUUGGGCUGCCUUCCCCGCCUUCCAUCGCUCACCCUUGCCGAGUGCUCGGCCCAGUGGCGACAGCGGCGACAUGGCCGGCGAUGACCGCAAGCGCCCGCUGGACGCGGACAGCGGUCUCCCAUAUGGAUACUAUGGAAACGGCCAGGGUUAUCCUGAUGCGCCGGGAUACCCCCCAGGCGUCCCGGGAGCGCCUUCCAGUUACGGUUCGAUUCCAGGCAUGCAGAUGCCAACUGGUAUGCCCCAACAGGUGUACGAUGGCGACCCGUCCAAGCGCCGUCGCCUCGACAUCGAGCCACAGCCUGGUAUGAUGCAGAUGCCGCCCGCGUUUGCGCCCAUGUCGUUCCCGAACAUGUACCCCCAGCCGAGCCAGGCCGCCUUCGUUCCCGGCAUGUCGUCGCAGAUGGGCCAGUCUAUGGCCCAGGCCCAACAACAACCUCAACAGCUCCAGUCCCAACCCGCACAUCAGCCCCAACAGCGCGCGACACACUCGCCAUUAGGGUCAUUUCCUUCUCCGCAACAGUUUGCGUCGAGUGUAUCGCCCCCACCAGCGUUCGCCGGGCCCUUUCCAUCUCCGAGCCAGUUCCCUCCACAGUUCUCGACAUCGACAUCGCCAUCAGCAUCAUCAUUCAUGCCACAGCUGUCGCCAUCCAUGCCGUUUACAGGACAGUCAAUUCCUCCGGCAUCACAGUAUCCAGCAUCUGGAUCGCCGGGCCAAGCGUUCGCCAGUCCACAGACGUACUACUCUCCGCCGAUGGGUGUUCCGAGUGCGUACCAGCAGCAGCAACAUCAGCAGCAGCAACAUCAGAAGCUGCAACAACAGCAGCAGCAGCAGCAGCAGCAACAGCAGCAACAACAGCAACAUCAACUCCAGUUAGCUGCCCGGAAGGCUGCAUCGCAACAGCAACGCCAGGGGUCGAUGGCAUCGUCCUCAUCACCGGGCUUGCAGGCUGCCCAGCUGCAACAGCAGCGCCAGCUCCAGAGGCAACAGUCGUUUGGAUCGCCGGGUUCACUUCCGAACCAACCCUCGCCUUCCUUACCAUCGCCUCAGUUGCCUCAAAUGCACUCUCCCCAGUUAUCUCAACUGCAGACUCAGCAGUUUGGAUCACAAGUCAACCGUGGAGUGCAGCCUUCCCCUGUGACGCAAUAUCCAUCUUCUCUCCCUCAGGUCCAACGACAGCAGUCCUUCGGGUCGUGGACUGGUGGAGGAACGCAGUUGCCGCCAUCGUCCCAGCCUUCGCCCCAAAUGUCGCAGAACCAAGUGCCGCAGAGUCAGAUGGCGCAAGGCCAGAUGUCGCAAAGCCAGCUGCCGCAAAGCCAGAUACCGCAAAGCCAGAUGAUGCCGCAAAGCCAGAUGCCGCAAAGCCAGGUGUCCCAGAGCCCGCCUCAAACGCAGAUCAGCCUGCAACGACAAUUUCAACAACAACAACAGCAUCUGCGGCAGCAGCAGCAGCAGCAACAGCAACAGCAACAGCAACAGCAGCAGCAACAAGGAUUGCCCAGUGGAUCGCAGGCAUCCUCCAUUGAGAGCUCCUACGCUACUGGCGUGGCCCAAAUUCAGGCGUUCAUCAAAGGAUCCCAAGCAAACAAUAGCAGCAACAACAACAUGGGAGCGCAGGCAUCACUGCCAGGAUCCCAGUUUGACUGGCAGCAGCAAAUCAACCAGCUGCCCAACGCCCCGCGGGUCCAAACGCCCCAGCAGACGCAGCAGCAGGUGCGCCCUAUGCCGUCACCUGUACAGACAGCAGCGCCGCAACGCUCGCAGCCCGCGUCUCAAUCGCCCCAUCUUUCUCAACAGCCGCUAUCGUCAUUACAGCAGCGCUCCCCGCAACUUUCUCAAUCCUCGCAAGAGCAGCAGCACCGUUCACCGACAUUCAGCCAACCGCAGGCCCCAACACAGAUGUAUCAGAGCCAGCAGCCAUACCUUGCGCAACCUGGAUCUCAGACCCAGCAACCACCUCCGAGAAAGAAGUCCCACCCGUCCCCGCUGGUACAGUCGCAGAGCGCUUCGCAUGUUCCUAUGGCAUCCCCAGUCGACCUUGGCCGCUCUCCAAACUUCUCUGUUCAGCAGCCUCCCCAACCGUCGCCGCGUGUGGCUGUUCCGCAACAACCGCCAAGCCUGUCCUCGCCCCAGACACAAUCCCUGCCGCAACUUUCGGCCCCGCUGCAGCAACAGCACGGCCAACAGUUCUCAUUACCUACGGGGUCGACGUCCCAGCAGUCACCUCAAAAUAUGUCCCAGCAGUGGCUUGCUCAGUUAAACAAGGCGCAGAAGCAGCAGCAAGCUAGGAAAAUGUCCCAGCAGUCGCCUGUUGAGCAGUCGCCUGUGCAGCAGCCGCCUGUUCAGCCGUCGCCGCCGGUCCAGCAGCCCCAUGUUCAGCAGUCACCUAUCCGACAGUCACCUGUUCUGCUUCAGCAGCAACCCCAGCAACCUCAGCAACCCCAGUUCCAUCUGCAGAACAUGUCGCCGCAGUCCAUGCCGGCACACAUGUUCCAUCAGCCCCAGCAAAUGUCUCACUCUGGGUCAACCCCUCAAGCCCAGCCGCCCCUGGCGGACUCGGGGUCCAUUCCCAGCUUGCAGUCGGGCUCGCAUCUUCCACCAGCCCAACGUACAUCCCAUCAGGUCGUGAACGUGCCACGGGUGCAGCAGGCCGCCGCUCCUCCCACCGCCGCUCCUGUGCAACAACAAGCUCUUCCACAGGCUCAGCUUCAAGCUCCUCCCCCUCAGCAGUACCAGCAGCCUCCAAUGAUGCCGCAGGGAGUCUCACCCAUGGAUAUCUUCCCGCAGGCCAGGCGGCCCGCCCAGCAGACACCUCAGCAUGGCCAGGAGCUGGGGCCGUCACAUACUCAUGCGGACCGUACUCUGCAAUCUGGCCUCCCACCUACACCGCAGUCACGCCCUCCGCACACGUCGGUGUCUCAGGAGCACAGGCCCAAACUGGAGCGUGUCCCCGAUGUCGCGCUCUUGUACCACACAGCCGUGAAUUCGCAUCACGCAGCGACGCUUCACCUCCGCCAGGCCUUCAUCCCCGCGUCUGUGGCAGUUCCGACAGAUCCAAGCUGCCCCACGCUGUCCUUGAACACCGCUACUGGAAUUGUGCCCUACACACCAGACCCCCAUGCCGGGCAGAAGGCAUUGCGCCUGUUGGUUCUUGCGCUUGACCUGCUCCAUGUCGGCCUCGUUACCCCAGGCCUCUCGGACAAGGAGAAGGCCGCGUUUGGUCUCGAGUUUGCCCAGGUCGGUCUCAAGACGCUGACCGCUGCCGACUCUAUCAAGCGCAUGCGACGGGAAGAACGGGCGGCGUUUGGCCUCGAGAUUGACACCAAUGCGCUGAAGGAUGAUGUGGAGAGCACAAUUAACAAAUCUCUGGCGAUUGCUCAGAAGGUGCACCUAAAGGAGUACCGCCACGGACUGGAACUCGCCAACGCUCGCAUGGCGUUUAUGAAGCAGGAGAAGGGCAAGGUCGGUAUGCGCCUUAUCAAGCAGGCGCUGGCCUCAACCUCCCGGGACGAGUACAUCCACCGAUACAACCUGUAUCUUCUCCUUCUCGACCACCUCAACGAGAUCAACCAUGGCGACUUUUUCAAGGUCGCGUCCGAGCUUGAGACCGAGGCCAAGUCGAUGGGCCACACCCAGCUCGUACAGCUUGUCCAGAUUGCACGAGUCGAGGCCCACUUUGCCCAGCGCAAGUGGGACCGCCUGGGUGCCGUUCUCGAGGAGUGUGGCACCAACCUCGGCAUUGCAAAGGAGAACCCGGACCCGAAGAAUCCAUGGCUUGCGUCCCUCACCGCGCACUUCCUCCUCCUUCGUGGACUCCAUGACGGACGCUCGGGCCAGGACGCGAGUGCCAAAGCCCACUUGAAGCGUCUGUAUGGUCUCAUGGACGACGCAGCGGAGUCGGGCGUGUUCAACGAAAUGAGGGCCAACGGCGGUGUUGUCAAGAUGUCUUUAGGCGGACCAUCGGGACUGCAGGAGCUCCUGGUGCAAUCGACUCCGAUCAAUGUGCUCUACGCACUUACGUAUCUGACUACGGUUGUGUCACGACGUGACCUCAUGGGACCCGACAGCACCUGUCGCGCUCUCGUGCAUGCCCGCGCGAUGCGAGAGUGGGAGACUGUGGCUCGUGCCGAUGACCUCUGGGACAGCGGAUUCUCGUCUCUCCACGGUAUUGCGGAUGCGAUUGAGCUGCGACAAACGAUCAUGACGCUCCGCGCCGAGAUCAUGAUGGAGGAGGUUCUAGCACUGCUAUGCCGCUCUGCCAUUGAAAAGGCCGACACGCUUCUCACUCAAGUCGUCCAGCACCUGCGCGCGUGCAAUCUCUUCCAGACACAUCUGCCACAGCUGGCACUGCUGUAUGCCCAGUUUGCGCACGUCCUGGGACGCAAGGAGGUUGCGGUGCGGUACUACCGCGCUGCUCAAGCGACCAUUGUCCCUGGGUCUGAGCUCCGGCUCAUCGUCGACAUUGGCCUGCUCGCUGCCAAUGGCGACUUUGAGGACCUAAAGGGCAACCACGAUCGGGCGUUGAAGCUCAACAUCCUGGCCGACCAGUGUCGCUCGGGGUCCAACGCGCUUUUGCACGGCGUCGGCAACUUUUUAUCGAGCAUCACCGACCCGGAGCGCGUGUCCUCAAAGCGCAAACUGACCAUGGCGUACGAGAUCUGUCGUAAGGGCAACCACAACAUGCUCUACUGCCUGAUAUUUGCGUUCACGACCGGCGCGCACAUGUACGGCGACCGCGAGCGCCAGCUCAAGCAGCUCGAUACAGGCCGCCAUGUCGCCAACCUCCUGGGUGGUCGAGACCGCCCAGACGGCAUUGGACAGCCGAUCCUCGGUCUGUGGUAUGCCGUCAAGCUUAAGGACCAGUACCGCCUGGCCGGCCGGUUCGACGACGAAGCCGAGGCGCAGAAGAGCGCCGAUGCGCACCUGCGGCGGAUCCGUGAGAUCCGCGACUAUGCUGUCAGACGGUUCCCCGAGUGA